Messenger RNA from Kluyveromyces lactis, 2115 nucleotides. RefSeq names its product Pet127p (gene PET127). Gene Ontology annotation, biological process: mitochondrial RNA 5'-end processing. The coding region runs from base 1 to 2115 and encodes 704 amino acids. Lineage: Eukaryota; Fungi; Ascomycota; Saccharomycetes; Saccharomycetales; Saccharomycetaceae. The record is from RefSeq and is a predicted model, not a curated record. The transcript has a single exon. Gene Ontology annotation, cellular component: mitochondrial envelope; mitochondrion.
AUGCUACGAUAUAGAUACGGUGUGUUGAGGUAUGCUUCUAGGAAAUCUCACAAGGCUAAUAAUUCCUCAAAGGCAGCAAGCGGUACUUUCGAAGAUGCUGGUAUAUUAGCAUCGAAAGUCGCCAUUAUCAGGCAAACCCCACAGGAUAAUUUAAACACUGCUGGUUCUAACACUAAGAGAGGACAUUCAAGUAUAAAGACUUCUGAUCUCAGUUUCAAGGCCUUCCAGGAUAGAUUGACAGAAGUUCCCAAGAAUAUAACAGGUGAUACUUCCAAACCUCCAAGAUUGCAGCAUUCCUUGGCUAGAUGCCUUUAUCAACCUAUGAACAUUGUACCGCUACGAGAUGAAAGAACUAACGUGUUCAAUUUCACACCGUUCUUGGAGUACGUUAUUCGAGUUGAAGAUUUUAACUUUGAUAGUAUCGCGCCGUUUAUCUCACCAUCUGAUGACGUUAGGUUGAGAAAUAUUACUAGGGAAAUGGAUAAGAAGUAUUGCUCUUCUACGAGUUCUAUGACAGGUAUACUCUCCCAGCUUCACUUUCUCAUAUCUAAUUUCAGGCCUCUGAAUUUAGAACAGUUAACAAAGACGAUUCAUCCGCAACAUAGUACGUUCACAUUAGGUGCUCGUACAGCUACCGCAUUUAUCUUGAAGAGGGCUGAGAAAGGGGGAAACAAAUUCUCUAUUUCGAGUGAUAAAUCUAUCAAUAGGGAUAUCAUUCUAUCCAAACUAGGUCAUUGUUUGGAGGCAUUACUUACCACGGAAAAGAGUGAAUUUAAUAGCAUUUUCAAUAAGAAUUUCGAUAACGUCAAACCUCAGAAAUCUGUGGACCACUAUCAUUAUGCCACGAUCGGUGACUUCGUAUUGAGAUCGCAACUAGAUGCAUGGGAUCCAAAACUACCUGGAACUGGUGUUUUCGACUUGAAAACAAGAGCUGUAGCUGCAGUGAGGCAUGAUUUGUUCCAUGUGGAGAAUAAUGAAAACUAUACUGCAUAUGAGAUUAAUAAACGGUUUGGGAAGUUUGAAUCCUUUGAAAGGGAGUUCUAUGAACUGAUAAGAAGCACUAUGCUCAAAUAUUCCUUACAGGCUAGAAUCGGUGAUAUGGAUGGUAUCUUUGUCGCCUAUCACAAUAUCUCCAAGAUUUUUGGGUUCCAAUAUAUUCCCCAAGAGGAGAUGAACUAUAUCUUACACUCUAACGUGGAUACCAAGACCAGAGAAGAUUUCAAGGUCAGAGAUCGUCUACUUAAAUUAUUAUACGGUGAGGAGAAACUAGUCACUCAGCAUCAUCAUGAGACAAAUCAAUUUGAAAUAUCACAAAGAAUCGGUGAAGCUGAGUUUAAUAUUAGCAUGCAAUUCCUUUCGUCUUUCCUCAAGACAGUUGAAGCAGGUCUUUCUAAACACCAGCAUGCAAGAAUAACAAUGAAGACAGUUCCAAAAUGCCCGAUUACUAAAAAUAAAGAACCUUGUUUACUCAUUUUUGUGACUCCAUUGGAAUCGUCCGAAUUGAAAGCCAUUGAGAGUAUGAAGCUUCAGAAAGUAAUACUUCAGGCUGACAAUGAAGUUGUCGAAGACUACAUCUCUGAACUUGAGGAACUUCAUGAAGAAUUGGCCCAAAAGACCACUUGUUUUGCAGUUUACGCGAAGCACGAAUUUGACAAUAACUUUAAAGCCAAUACUUCCAACAUUCCCUAUUACAACGACUUCUCAACAGAAAUGAAAAAAUAUGUUAACAAAUUCAUCAGCAACAGCUCUUCAAAUUGGAUACAUCCUUACUUCCAUUAUCCAGCUGAGGUUGAGGACUGGAAAGUAAAGUUCAACGUACAGCAACUGGGGAUUGAUCAACGAUCCAACGCAUAUUACCAGAAAUUCUUGAAAGAACAAUUGAAUCUCUUGAGAGUACAAAGCACCGAUGCCACAAAACGUUCAGAUAAUGAUUUUGAAUCCGUACGAAGUAGUAUGUUCAAAUUAAUGAACGGUAAAGAAGAGGAAUCAGGACCUCGUGACAGCAGUGAUAUCUCUACUUUGCAAGCUAUGCUUCGAGCAAUAUCAACGAAAAAUGAAGGAAGGAAGACCGCUUCUGAUCGAAACGUUAAAAAAGUGAUGUGGAACCAAAAAUAA